Messenger RNA from Oppiella nova, 2301 nucleotides. The record is from the annotation of a GenBank genome assembly. NCBI's taxonomy places the organism in Eukaryota, Metazoa, Arthropoda, Arachnida, Sarcoptiformes, Oppiidae.
AUUCAAUUGAAAAUGUCUAAUUUUGGCAAAAAACUAAUUCAAGUAGUGAAUGAACUUCAAGACAAACUCAAUCCUUUAGGCAUUGAGAAUGUGGUCAUAGAUUUACCACAAAUCGUAGUCAUCGGCGGUCAGUCAUCGGGAAAGUCCAGUGUAUUGGAGAGCAUUGUGGGCAUAGAUUUCCUGCCCCGGGGUUCAGGUAUUGUCACCAGAAGACCACUCGUAUUGCAAUUAAUAUCAGAUACAACAGCAAACAGAGCUUUCGGAGAGUUUCUUCAUUCCCCGGGAAAACGGUUUUACGAUUUCAAUGAUAUUAGAGAUGAAAUCACUGCUGAAACUGAUAGAGAAGUGGCGGAAAGCACUGAUAUCUCGUCGGUGCCCAUCAACCUGAAGAUCUAUUCACCGGAUGUAUUGGACCUAACAUUAGUUGAUUUGCCGGGAAUGACAAGAGUUCCCAUUGGGACCCAACCCAAGGAUAUCGAGAAAAUAUGUGAGAAUAUGAUCUUGAAAUACAUCCGCAAAGAUAAUUGUCUCAUAUUAGCGGUCACGGCUGCCAAUCAGGAUUUGGCCACUUCUGACGCCCUUAAGCUGGCGAACAGAGUUGAUCCAAAAGGCGACAGAACUAUAGGUGUGCUAACAAAGUUGGAUCUGAUGGACCCUGGUACUAAUGCCAGAGACAUACUCAAUGGGAAGCAUGAAAUCCGUUUGAAGAGAGGCUUCAUAGGAGUCGUGAAUCGUUCGCAAAAAGAUAUCGACGAUAGGAAAGACAUCCAGAAAGCCUUGUCCGACGAAAGCAAGUUCUUUACUGAGCACCCGGCGUACGGACCAGACAUGGCCUACAAGUUAGGCAUCAAAUAUCUUCAGGAGUACUUACAGUCAGAGCUGUCAAACCACAUCCUCCGACGACUGCCCCAAUCGAAGCCCAAAUUGGAGACCAAAUUGUCUGAAAUCAACGAAAGGUUGUCCGAAAUGGAGGUCCCGUUGACUGAAAAGACCAAAGAGACACAUUUGGCCCAAACUAAUGAGUCGUUUCGCCAGAGUUUCGACAGCGCAAUGGGAGGAAAGGUAUGUCGAGUGGACACCAAGAAGCUGAGUGGCGGCGCCCGCAUUAACGUUCUCAUGAACGACACGUUCGCCAAAGAAGUGGAUCACUUGUUUUACGACGAGACCCGCUUAGGUCGGGAGAUCGCCACAGCCAUUCUCAACGCUCCCGGGGCCAAGUUAGCACUUUUCAUACCUGAUGUUGCAUUCACCUCAUGUGUGGAGUCACAGAUCGAGCUAUUCCGUAUGCCAUCGCUAGCGUGUGUGGAUUGGGUCACCAAUGAAAUUAUCAAUUCAGUUAACGAAUUUAGUUAUCAUGAGUACAUGUUAGAGAUAAUUUUGAGGGAUAUAUACUCCAAAUUAACCCUCGAUUCUGUUCGCGAGUCCAACAAAAAAUGUAAAAUCUUUGUCGAGCAUAUGGUGGCCACUGAAAAGUGCUAUAUAAAUACCAUCCACGAAGACUUCAAAAAAGUUACUGGAGAGUUGACAUCCAGUCUUAUAUCGGAUGUACAGCUGAAAGUCACGACACAAGCCAUUCAACAGAACUCAAAGUCCGAUAGGUUUUCAUACAAGAAGAAGGACUUCUGGUUUGUUCUAAAGGGCUCUACUCUGUCGUGGUUUACGGAUGAGACACACAAAGUCCAAAGGGGUUCAGUCGAUGUGAAGGGCUUUCAUUUGAAAUCGGAAACAGACUUUUCAUUGACUUUGAUGUUUCCAUUCAAUAGGAAACUAUUAAGUUUGGGAUCAAAUAGUGAACACGAAUUUGUGUUCAAUUCAAAAGAUAUGACACUCAAGUGGAAGGACUGGUUUGAGGGGGUGGGGGUUAAGGUGGACAAUGGGGGUCCGGCGGCUGAUAACGAGUCUCUAUACAAAGACACAAAAUCGGAAUCCAAUCAAUCGUUGAGUCGUUACUCGCAAUCGAGUCAUAGUAUUAGUAGCCAUUCGUGCGAAGACAUGGCAUUCCCAGACCACAUGCCGGGACAGGUAGAUGUGGUCAAGAAGUAUAUCGAUAAAUACGUUGUCAUACUUAAGACUAUUUUCAGGGAUCGUUUGCCCAAAUUGUGUCAAUUAGAGCUCAUAGACUCGACCUCUAAGUUCAUCGCAACCGAACUCCACGUCCGCCUCAGACAUCAGUUUCCGACAAUCGAUGAUAUCUUAGGCGAAGAUCCCGAUAAAGACGAGAGAAUUGAUUUGCAGAACCGGAAGCAGCACUACAUCGAAGCCAUUGACAUAAUCGACAAGUUCUCCAAAAUGAAACUUUGA